Molecule: messenger RNA, 2899 nt
Organism: Cricetulus griseus (Chinese hamster)
Lineage: Eukaryota; Metazoa; Chordata; Mammalia; Rodentia; Cricetidae
Source: RefSeq, a predicted model, not a curated record
GAAGCUCAUUGAAAGCAGCCACUGGUGGAGGCGGGGCUCUGGCCAGUUCCCCUUCCACCUUCCCCCACCCUCCUCUUCCAACCUCUGUUUGGCCCCUUGCUCUGUUCCAGCGUUGCUGCAGCUGUUUCUCAGCCCUUUUCAACACUCCAGCGACCGACCACAAGCUCUUGUUUCCAGGAUGGUGAUCCGUGUAUAUAUUGCAUCUUCUUCUGGCUCUACGGCGAUUAAGAAGAAGCAGCAGGAUGUACUUGGUUUCUUGGAAGCCAACAAAAUAGGAUUUGAAGAAAAAGAUAUUGCAGCUAAUGAAGAGAAUCGGAAGUGGAUGAGAGAAAAUGUACCUGAAGACAGUCGACCAGCCACAGGGUACCCCCUGCCUCCUCAGAUUUUCAAUGAAUCCCAGUACCGUGGGGACUAUGAUGCCUUCUUUGAAGCCCGAGAAAACAAUGCAGUUUAUGCCUUUUUAGGCUUGACAGCACCACCUGGUUCAAAGGAAGCAGAAGCCCAGGCAAAGCAGCAAGCUUGAGUGUUAUGCGUUCUUCCUUCAGCAUCUUGAGAAAUAAUGAAUCUCCAUUGCUUUUAUAAAAACCUUGGCUUCAAAAUAAAUAGGCUAAGCUGUUGAAAUAAUAGACUAGUUGAUAUUCUCGCAUGCAAACAAGCAUAAUUAAAAUGUGAACAUGGUAGUGAGAAAAUGAGAGAUGAAGUUAAAACUUUAAGUAGAUGUCAUAGAAUAGUAUUGUUAUCUGCCAAGAUAUUUUAUGUUCUGUAAGGAUUUUACAAAAAAACAUAUGCUUCUUUUUUGAUACUACUGUGUAGCUUAAGGAUAUCUUCAUUUCAACAUUGAUGAAUUACAAGAGCAGAAAGAGAGCGAAGGAAACUCUUAUUCCAAAAUUGCCUCAUUAAUAUUCAUGAAUAUUGAUGUGAUGUUGCUAAAAUGUAUUUGCAGGUUAUGUUUACGAUGUGUUAGACAUCCUAAUUGCCUGCGGUGAUUGUGACAUUCUCAUUCUUCCAUAGGAGCAAUGUGUAUGCCCUGAACUACAAGCUUUCCUGGCUUCUAAAUGUAACCUUUCAUUGCACAUUCAGUGAUCAAAAUAGUUCACUUCCCACAAGAGGAGCACUGAAUGCAUUCCACCGGCAGACCCCUUGGUUACUUAAACAGUUGUAACAUGGUUAUGCUUCUAAGUUGCUUACCUCAGUAAAAUUAUGGGAUUUUAAGUCAUGGAAAGAAGAUUGUAAUUCAUUUUAAAUUCGCCCUUCUUACAAAGAGCUCAGGCUUUUAAUUAACCAUUAUAUAAUAUCUUGAUCCUUGUUGCUCACAAUUUACUUUUUCCUUUGGUGUUUGCUCAAAGAAGUCUUAGUGGCUGCCUUCUCCUGCUUUAAUAUAGCUGGUGAUCAUGAAUGCCACUGCCUCUUGAUAGCUGAACUUUUUGUUUCAGUUUAGGCAGAUUGUGUCAACAUAUCAGUCCAAGUAGAAAGAAUCACUGGCAUGCUUUCAUUUUGUCAGAAAGAACAAGUAUCAAAGGAAAGGAACAACAUUUGAAAUAGUUUGAAGAUAGACAUGACCCAAAUCACUCAACCAGAAGGUAUUGAUACGGUACCCUUGUACUGUAUUACUUUAGUUUUUGAAAACAAUCACCCUUUACUUCAAAUUAUUAUAUCAUAUCUGCUGUUUGCAAAACUGUACUCUGCAAAAUUUCAUCAUAUAAUGAAGCCAUAGCUUUGUUUACUGAAAUUCAAACUUGAUUUGAUGCUUUAAAAUAAAUGUUUUUAGAAAUUAUGUGUUCCUGGCCUCUAAAUAAUGUUCAGUAAUUUCGAUGAGUUAUUGUCUUUUAUAGUUGGUUAGAAAGGAGAAAAACAAACAAAAGAAAACAAAUAAGCAAAACAAUUUGAAGGCAAUUUCUCAGUUUUUUAGUGACCUGAAUUUUGGUCUAUGUAUUGGAGUCAAAAGUGUUCCCUUUUUUUGUUUUUUUCCUUUUUAUAUUUAAAUUAGAAGCAAGCUUCAUUUACAUGUCAAUCCAAGUUCCCUCACACUCCCCUCCUCCCCAGCUCCCCCACCAAUUUUUACAAAAAAUAUUUUCCAGUGAACUCUGUGGGAAACGGAGUGCUUUUAAUGGAUUCUGGAGUGAGCAGAAUAAUUUUAGCUAUUAUUUUUCCUUAACAUUGCUAAGUGCAGCAGGUGAUAUUCUAUGUGGUCAAUUUAACUUUUGUUUUGUAUUAAAUAAUACUGUUUCAGACAGGUGUUAUUCAAAAGUAAAUGCAUUGGGUGAUGUUUAUACCCAUGGGAUAAUACCCUGAAAUCAAUUUGAAUCUGUAGAUUUAAAAUAAAUUUUGGAUGGAGUCUUCUCCAAUUGAAGCUUUCUGUUUUGUCAACUGAGAAGCAUGCUUGAGAGAUGAAAGAAAAGGAAAUAAAAUUCUGAGGAUUCAGAUGAGUUUUGAAAGAAACUCCACAGUACGUGCCUGCAGAAUGAAAUUCUUAUGCUUUUCAUAUUACGUUCAGCAUAUUUGUGUUUAUAAAUCCAGACUUGGCAAUUUGGUGAUUUCAUAUUGUGGAGCUCAUUUGCCUUUUACAAAUUUUGUUCUUCAGAAAGUUCCAUUUUUACAAAACACUAUAAAGUGUUAAUUGUAUUGAUAAAUGUAAACACUUCCUUGGGAACCUGAGCAUAGGUGAGUAAAGAAUUUUGAAACAAAGAUUGUUUUGAUUGGAAAAGACUAAGUAAAUACAGGGAGUUAGGCGAAAUCAGAUUUCAUUCAUUAUGUAAAAAGGGAAAAAUGCAGAAUUCACAUGGAUUUUUGUUAACCACUUGUUGGUGUUUAAAAUAUACAGAGUUCAUCAUGAAUCCUUGUCUAUGUAACACAGAUCUUCUUUUCUUCUGAUGAAUUCCAAUAAAAACAAUUAAGUGAU